AUGAUGCCCUUCUUUGUGGACCAAUACGGUAACCCUCACUCCCGUACACAUGCGUACGGCUGGGAAACGGAGGCUGCCACAGAUGUGGCUAGGGGUAACAUUGCUAGUCUUAUAAACAGUGAUCCAAAGGAAGUUAUUUUCACUUCCGGUGCUACUGAAAGCAACAACAUGAUUCUCAAGGGUGUGGCAAAUUUCUAUAAGGCUAAGAAGAACCAUAUUAUUACAACUCAGACUGAGCAUAAAUGCGUCCUUGACUCGUGCCGUUAUCUUCAAGAAAAUGGCUUCGAAGUUACUUACCUCCCUGUUCAGUCUAACGGCCAAAUCGAUCUUGAUCUCUUGAAGAAGGAAUUGCGCCCGACUACCAGCAUUGUGUCUAUCAUGACAGUGAACAAUGAAAUUGGUGUUAUCCAACCUAUUAAGGAAAUUGGAGAACUUUUAAAGACAUAUGGCGCUGAUCUGUCCAAGCAAUUGGGACGUGGUAUGCCAAAACCAUUUUUCCACACCGAUGCUGCGCAGGCUCUUGGAAAGAUUCCGAUUGACGUGAAUGAGGCGAACAUUGACUUGAUGAGUAUGUCGAGCCACAAGCUCUACGGUCCCAAAGGUAUUGGCGCUGCCUUUAUUCGUCGCCGUCCUCGUGUUCGAUUGGAGGCUUUGAUCAGCGGUGGUGGUCAGGAACGUGGUCUGCGUAGUGGUACACUCCCCACCCCGCUUGUGGUUGGAUUUGGUGAGGCUGCUCGCCUUGCCAAGAAGGAAAUGGCGUAUGAUCAUGCCCAUGUUUCCAGGUUAUCAAAGCGUCUUAAGGACAAUAUUAUGUCGCGCGUUGAAAUGGUACUCCUGAAUGGUGAUCCUGAUGGCUAUCCUGGUUGCACAAACUUGACAUUUCAAUAUAUCGAGGGCGAGUCCUUGCUGAUGGCGCUCCGCGACAUUUGCCUUUCUUCUGGAUCUGCAUGUACCUCAGCCUCACUUGAACCUUCCUAUGUGCUUCGUGCACUUGGUCUGGACGAUGCCAAUGCCCACUCGAGUCUACGUUUUGGUAUUGGCCGUUUCACUACGGAUGAGGAGAUUGACUUUGUAUGCGACAAAAUUGUCGCAGUUGUUCAGCGUCUGCGCGAAAUGAGUCCAUUGUGGGAAAUGGUUCAAGAGGGAAUUGAUCUAAACUCGAUCCAGUGGUCUGGCUAG
Molecule: messenger RNA, 1179 nt
Organism: Malassezia sympodialis ATCC 42132
Lineage: Eukaryota; Fungi; Basidiomycota; Malasseziomycetes; Malasseziales; Malasseziaceae
Gene: NFS1
Product: cysteine desulfurase
Biological process (GO): [2Fe-2S] cluster assembly
Cellular component (GO): cytosol; nucleus; mitochondrion
Molecular function (GO): pyridoxal phosphate binding; cysteine desulfurase activity
Source: RefSeq, a predicted model, not a curated record